UACAUAAAUGGCAUUUGAGUUUCCUCAUUUCUCCUCACAUUGAGAGACAGAUCUGGAAACUGGGACUGUGGAAGUUUAGGCUCACCCCUAAAAGCUUAAAGUUAACCACCAACAAGUUCACAAAAUGGGAACUUUCGUGAAAAUCAUAUUAGCUAGCGUAUGUGUUGCAUUCCUUGCUGUCAAGUGGACUGCACCCAGUUUUGAUGCAGACUCUCUCAGAGGUGCCAGGGUAGUGGUGACUGGGGCCAGUACAGGUAUUGGUGAACAAAUGGCAUAUCACUACGCCCGCUUUGGAGCCCAAAUAGUAAUUACAGCAAGAAGGGAAAAAGUAUUACAGCAGGUGGCAGAGAAGUGUCUGAGUUUGGGAGCCCAGAAAGCGCUCUACAUAGCAGCCGACAUGGCCACUGAAUCAGAUCCUGACGAAGUGGUAGAUUUUGCUCUGGAAAAGCUUGGGGGAUUGGAUUACCUGGUUCUCAACCACAUUGGCCCGAGCCCCUUCACAUUGUGGGACGGAGAUGUGGAGCACACCAGGUGGCUGAUGAAGGUCAAUUUCUUCAGCUAUAUUCAGAUGGCUUGGAAAGCUAUGGCCUCCCUCGAGCAAAGUAAAGGAUCGCUGGUGAUUGUUUCUUCACUUUUAGGUAAAAUGCCCAGUCCUUUUGUGGCACCGUAUACUUCAACAAAAUUUGCAUUGAAUGGUUUCUUCGGGGCCCUUCAGCAUGAGCUGGCUAUGAAGAAGAGCAAUGUGUCCAUCUCUAUAUGCACACUGGGGCUCAUUGAUACCGAGGCGGCAAUGGAGAAAGUCAGGGGUGUCACUAAUGUACCAGCCUACCCUGCCACAGAUGCAGCCUUGAACAUCAUCAUUACAGGAGCUACAAGACAGCCAGAGCUCUUCUACCCUUGGUUCACCCACAUUGUGACUCUCAGUAAAGACUGGUUCCCUGCCAUCACUAACUAUUUCAUCCAGAACUCCUACAACUACAUUCCAUGAAAAACAUUCAUCUGUAGUACCAUUAUUCAGUACAUGGGUUAAUAUUACUAUUCAGUAUGAGCUGUUGCAUCAUAUUCAUCAUGUAUUGAUACACACUGGGCAUGAUGAUGCUGUAGACAGCCCUGUCUGUAAUCGA
This is a messenger RNA of Dicentrarchus labrax (European seabass), 1124 nucleotides long. It is a transcript of the gene hsd11b1la, whose product is annotated as hydroxysteroid (11-beta) dehydrogenase 1-like a. Gene Ontology annotation, cellular component: intracellular membrane-bounded organelle. The transcript has 6 exons. NCBI's taxonomy places the organism in Eukaryota, Metazoa, Chordata, Actinopteri, Moronidae. The coding region runs from base 125 to 988 and encodes 287 amino acids. The record is from RefSeq and is a predicted model, not a curated record. Gene Ontology annotation, molecular function: oxidoreductase activity.